Molecule: messenger RNA, 10958 nt
Organism: Cynoglossus semilaevis (tongue sole)
Lineage: Eukaryota; Metazoa; Chordata; Actinopteri; Pleuronectiformes; Cynoglossidae
Gene: ep300b
Product: EP300 lysine acetyltransferase b
Biological process (GO): positive regulation of transcription by RNA polymerase II
Cellular component (GO): histone acetyltransferase complex; transcription regulator complex; nucleus
Molecular function (GO): protein binding; chromatin DNA binding; zinc ion binding
Source: RefSeq, a predicted model, not a curated record
AUCGCGCAAAAGGGUUGCAACAACCAAAUGUGCAAUACGAGUCUGUUCUUUAUGACCCAGUGCCUUCCACCACGAAGUGCACAGUUGAGCCUGCAUGCACACGCAAAAGUAAAGUCGUGCGUGGAAAAAACACAAUUGCCAUAGUGUGAUCGCGAGUUUGUAACUCGUGUGUCCAUCACUGCAGAUCCGUCCGUCCAUCAGCUUUUACUAAAACAAUGCAAAUUGUUUUUUUUCUCUCAGUGUUGACAGUGCCACUUAGACUUUAACUGUAUUUUAAUCCGCUGCUGAUCUCCACGCCAUACCUUUGCCUUUUUGGUUCGGGAACGUAAAGGAAUUUUUGGUUUUGAGAGCAGUGUCUGCCCAGGUGAAAGAGAUUGUAACUGUUGCAUGAAAAGUUAUCACAGGAAGUGCAUCCUGGUUCCAUUUAUAUUGGAUCCCAAUUUCUUUUUUCCUCUUACACACGCCGAGAAUUCCUACUGGAUCGCUUCGGGGGUGAAGUACAUGCUUUCUCCGCCGACUAUGGCGCGCAGGAGUAAGUGCAGCACAGAGGAAGGAUCUCGGGACACUUUAGUGUCGUAGAGAGGAGGCUACAUGAGGUUGUCAGAGGGCCGCACGCUUGCCUUUUCUGCCGACUCCACCUUCCCACCUCCUCCUCUUCAAAUCUGCGAAGAAACAAAAUCUCCGUCAGGGGAGGGGGAUUGAUAUCUGCAGAGAGGAAUAAACCGAGAGGGAGAAGUCUGAGAGGAGUUGAGCUUCGCUGUCUUCUCCCCUGCCGUCCCCCAAGCGGUGGGGGAACGAUCAGAAAUUUAUUUUAUAAGGACAAGACAAGGAGACGGAAAUAAGGGAGAUACUUUUGCCCUUCGUGGAGCUACUACAUUUUUUAAUUCGUCAAAAAAUAUGGCCGAUAAUGUCCUGGAGUCCGGCCCGCCUUCUGCCAAGAGGCCCAAGCUGUCCUCCCCAGCUCUAUCGGUGUCUACCAGUGAUGGAAACGAUUUUGGUUCAUUCCUGGACCUGGAGCAUGACCUCCCAGAUGAGCUCAUCAGUUCUUCGGACCUGGGUCUAACCAAUGGAGGGGAUGUUAGCCAACUCCAUACUACUCUCAGUGGCAUUGGGGCUGGGUUGGGUGUGGUAGGAGGCCAGGAUGCUGCUGCAAAGCACAAACAGCUGUCUGAACUUUUGCGUGCUGGGGCGCCAGGACAGCAAGGUGGCCCAACGUCCAACAACACAGCACCUGGGGCUUCCAUGGGGUUGAUGGGAGGUGUCAAUGUUUCCUCUGGUGGACCUCCAGGCAUGCAACCCCAGGGCCAGCAGCAGCAACCUGGACUUAUGCAGCAGGUUGGGAUGGUUGGAGGUUUGACUGCUCUUAACCGAGCAGCGGCCAUGAUGGGUCCCCAGAAAGGCAACACUGGACAGCAACAGCAAGGGUUAAUGGGGGGACAAGUAAUGAAUGGUUCAUCAAGAAUGGGUUACCCUGGCAAUUCAGGCAUGAAUAAUAGUGGUAACUUACUGGCAGAAACGCUUCAGAUGCAGCAACAACCAGGGGGUCAACCAAUGGGACCUGGUAGUCAGGCCGGGAUGAGACCACAGCAACCAGGAGCACUAACCAAAAUGAAUAUGAUGGCCAACGCGGGCCCCUAUGGUGGUCCAUACGGCCAGUCUGCCAGCCAGGGGUUGCCUGGAGCAGGGCUGGGCCCUCAGCUCCAGAAUAAAGCGGGCUUGCCCAACAACAUGGCUGCUCAUUUCAACAUGGACAAAAAGGUGCCACAAAGUCAAGGCAUGCCUGGGAUGCCCUCGCAGCAGCAGCAGCAGCAGCCUGGAGCAGUUGGAAGUGUGUCCGUUGGCGCAGCAGCAGCAUCAGCAGUGGGAGGGGCACAGGUUGGGCUCAGUGCGGUAGGGGCAGGUCCCGGCACUGCGCCCCCUACUGCAGACCCUGAAAAGCGAAAGCUGAUUCAACAGCAGCUAGUUCUCUUGCUCCACGCGCACAAAUGCCAGCGCCGAGAGCAAGCCAACGGUCAAGUGAGGCAGUGCAACCUUCCACACUGUCGUACCAUGAAGAAUGUGCUCAAUCACAUGACUCAUUGCCAGGCUGGCAAGUUAUGCCAGGUUGCACACUGUGCCUCAUCCAGACAGAUCAUCUCCCAUUGGAAGAAUUGCACACGACACGACUGUCCUGUAUGUCUGCCACUGAAAAAUGCUGGCGACAAGAGAAAUCAGCAACCUCUACUCAACAGUGCAGGAGUUGGUUUAGUGAAUUCUUUAGGAUCAGGAAUCCCUGGUGGACAGUCAAGCACUCCAAACCUGAACCCUCCUAAUCAGAUUGACCCCAGCUCGAUAGAACGGGCCUAUGCAGCACUAGGUCUCACUUACCAGGGCAACCAGAUCCCGCAGCAACAGCAGCAGACUAACUUGCCAAACCAGGGACUACAGGGGCAGCCUGGAAUGAGAAAUUUGAACAUAGGUGGAAACACUAUGGGAGUAAAUGGUGGCGUGCAGCCUCCAAACCAGUCGUCUAGCCUAUUACCAGACGCCAUGUUGCACGGCAGCCUGAAUGCCCAGAGUUUGAUGAAUGAUAGUCUGGCAAGCUUGGGAUCGAUGCCCACAGCAACUCCUCCGUCCACUGCAGGCAUGAGAAAGUCCUGGCAUGAAGACAUCACACAGGACCUACGCAACCACCUUGUUCACAAGCUUGUGCAAGCCAUCUUUCCCACUCCUGAUCCAGCCGCGCUUAAGGAUCGGCGGAUGGAGAAUCUAGUGGCGUAUGCACGAAAAGUAGAGGGAGACAUGUAUGAAACGGCCAACAGUAGGGAGGAGUACUACCAGUUGUUGGCAGUGAAGAUCUACAAGAUUCAGAAGGAGCUAGAGGAAAAGAGGAAGACAAGACUACAAAAGCAGGGCAUGAUGCCAGGACAGCCUGGAAUAGCUUCUACAGGCCCCCCACAAGGGCCUCCCAGCAUGGGACAACCAACCAUGGCUCCAGGGCCAACCUCAAAUGGCCCACAUGCUGAUCCGUCCAUGAUCAGACCAGCUGGACCCAACCAGAUAGUCAACCGGAUGCAAAACGCCUCAGGAAUGAACCAAUUUGGACAGAUGGGGAUGCAGGCAAUGGGUCAAAGGUCAACACCUCCUCUUCCCCUUGGUGCUCCAAUAAACCAGAUGGGCAUGGGUGCACCAAGAAUGGGUCAGCCCAAUUCUACACAAUUACAGAACCAAUACCUUUCCCAAGGCCAGUUUCCAGGAUCCAGUCCUGGACUUAAUUCUGUUUCAGUGGGCAUGAAUCAGCCAGGGCCACAGACUGCAGUGCCACAGCAAAACCAGAUGUCAGUGCCACCAUCUCUUCCAGCCAGCAGUCCUGCAGCACAGUCUGCUUCAUCUGCUCCAGGCUCUGCAGCCCCUAUGGGACCUGGUAGUGCUGGUGGAGCUGGGCCUUUACCCAACAUGCCUCCAUCAUCCACGCCCACCCAGCCCAACUCCUAUCCUCACUGCUCAUCCAUUCGAACAAACUCCCCGUCACCAGCUCGCAGCUUAACCCCACAACCCCAUCAAACACCGCCAGCGUUGCCUCGUUCUCAGACUCCACAGCCACAGACGCCAAACACGCCUCAGCUGCCUCCACCUCCGCAGCAGCAGCAGCAGCAGCAACAACAACAACAACAACAACAACAGAAGCAGCAACAACAGCAGCAGCAGCAGCACCAAACGUCGCAACACCAACAGCAACCGCUAUCAGGGCUAACAGUGAAGACGGAGAAGCCACAGCAGACCCUCUGCAGCAUGGCUUCCUCAGUCCCACAGUCGGGUCAGAAUUCUUCAGCCCCGAACCAGAAUGCCCAUGUACCACUGCAGCUGCAGAGCCCACCAUCUGCAAAGCCCUCCGUGACCACAGAUUGCCAGACGUCCUCUCCAGCAUCAGUCAACAGCAGUACUGAUGCCAGCUCCCAGCAUGCUCCAGCAGAAGAACUUGUUCCCGUCCAGGAAGAUGUUAAAAUGGAAGUGAAGAAAGAGAAGGAAGAGGAAGAUGAAGGAACUGAUGUAAAGGAGGAGGAGCAGAAAGAGAAGAAGGAGGGAAAAGAUCAGUGUGACAUGAAGAUGGAAGACAAACCUGAGAUUAAGGAGGAAAAGCCGUUGGCAGGCGGAUGUAAAAGUGAACCCAUGGAUACAUCGUCGUCCUCUGUGUCAUCGUCUGCGGCCACGAGUGACGACAAGAAGCCUGAGGUUAAGAAAGAGCCCAAAGAAGAAGAGGAGGGGUCAGCCACCAACAGCUCCCCAGCCAGCAGUCAAAGCAAAAAGAAAGUUUUUAAGCCUGAGGAGCUGCGUCAGGCUCUGAUGCCCACCCUGGAGGCCUUGUACCGGCAGGACCCCGAAUCACUUCCCUUCCGUCAGCCGGUGGACCCCCAGUUACUGGGAAUACCCGACUACUUUGACAUUGUGAAGAACCCCAUGGAUUUGUCGACCAUCAAAAGGAAGUUGGACACCGGGCAGUAUCAGGAGCCGUGGCAGUACGUGGAGGACAUUUGGCUGAUGUUCAAUAACGCUUGGCUGUACAACCGCAAGACUUCCCGAGUUUACAAGUACUGCUCCAAGCUGGCUGAGGUGUUUGAGGUGGAGAUUGACCCUGUCAUGCAGGGCCUGGGCUACUGUUGUGGGAGGAAGUAUGAAUUUUCCCCUCAAACUCUAUGCUGCUACGGGAAACAAUUGUGCACCAUCCAACGUGACGCUGCUUACUUUAGCUACCAGAACAGGUACCACUUCUGUGAGAAGUGUUUCAACGAAAUCCAGGGUGAGAGCGUUUCCCUGGGAGACGACCCCUCUCAGCCCCAGACGUCCAUAAAUAAAGACCAAUUUCAACGGAAGAAGAACGACACACUUGAUCCUGAGUUACUUGUGGAAUGUACUGACUGUGGUCGUAAAAUGCACCAGAUCUGUGUCCUGCAUCAUGAAACCAUAUGGCCUUCAGGCUUUGUUUGUGACAACUGCCUUAAAAUGGCAAAUAAGACACGAAAAGAAAACAAAUACGCAGCCAAAAGACUUCCCCAGACAAAGCUAGGGAACUAUUUGGAGACACGCGUUAAUGACUACCUCAAGCGUCAAAGCCACCCUGAAUCUGGUGAGGUCACCAUCCGAGUGGUUCAUGUCUCAGACAAGGUAGUGGAGGUCAAACCAGGCAUGAAGUCCAGGUUUGUGGACAACGGAGAAAUGGCAGAGUCCUUCCCCUACAGAAUGAAAGCUCUGUUUGCAUUUGAAGACAUCGAUGGAGCAGAUGUUUGCUUCUUUGGCAUGCACGUUCAAGAGUACGGCUCCGACUGCCCACCUCCCAACCAGAGACGUGUGUACAUCUCUUACCUGGACAGUGUGCACUUUUUCAAACCUCGACACCUCAGGACCGCCGUGUACCAUGAGAUUCUCCUAGGGUAUCUGGAAUAUGUCAGGAGGCAGGGAUUCACAACAGGUCAUAUCUGGGCCUGUCCGCCCAGUGAAGGCGACGACUACAUCUUCCACUGUCACCCACAGGACCAGAAGAUCCCUAAGCCAAAACGCCUGCAGGAGUGGUACAAGAAGAUGCUGGACAAGGCUGUAACGGAGCGAAUUGUCCAUGAUUACAAGGACAUCUUCAAGCAGGCGACUGAGGACCGGCUGACCAGCGCCAAGGAGCUGCCAUAUUUUGAGGGCGACUUUUGGCCAAAUGUGCUGGAGGAGAGCAUAAAGGAGCUGGAGCAGGAGGAAGAGGAGAGGAAGAGGGAGGAGAACAGUACCUCCAGCGAAAGCACUGAUACCAUAAAAGGCGACAGCAAAAAUGCCAAAAAGAAGAACAAUAAGAAAACGAGCAAGAACAAAAGCAGCUUGAGCCGAGCGAACAAGAAGAAACCAGGGAUGCCCAACGUUUCCAAUGACCUUUCUCAAAAACUUUAUGCUACCAUGGAGAAACACAAGGAGGUCUUCUUCGUCAUCCGUCUCAUUGCUGGCCCCACGGCCAACUCCCUGCCCUCCAUCACUGACUCCGACCCUCUGAUGGCCUGUGAUCUGAUGGAUGGCCGUGAUGCCUUUUUGACUCUGGCCAGGGAUAAGCACCUGGAGUUCAGCUCCCUCAGGAGGUCCAUGUGGAGCUCCAUGUGUAUGUUGGUGGAACUGCACAACCAGAGCCAGGACCGCUUUGUUUACACAUGCAAUGAGUGUAAACAUCACGUGGAGACCCGUUUCCACUGCACUGUCUGCGAGGACUAUGAUUUGUGCAUCACCUGCUACAACACUAAAGGUCAUGAGCACAAAAUGGACAAGCUUGGUCUUGGGCUGGAUGACGACAGCAACAAUCAGUCAGCAGCAGCUACUCAGAACCCAGGAGACUCACGUCGCCUCAGCAUUCAGAGAUGCAUCCAGUCGCUGGUCCACGCCUGCCAGUGCCGCAACGCCAACUGCUCUUUACCGUCCUGCCAAAAGAUGAAACGCGUUGUUCAGCACACCAAAGGCUGCAAGCGCAAAACGAACGGUGGCUGCCCCAUCUGCAAGCAGCUCAUCGCUCUGUGUUGUUACCACGCUAAGCACUGUCAGGAGAACAAAUGUCCGGUCCCCUUCUGUCUGAAUAUCAAGCAGAAGCUGCGGCAGCAGCAGCUACAGCACAGGCUCCAGCAGGCUCAGAUGUUGAGGAGAAGAAUGGCCAGCAUGCAGAGGGUGGGUCAGGCCGCCGGAGGACCGCCAGGUGGACCUAUGGUUGGGCUUCCAUCGCCGGGAAACAAUGGCACCACAGCACCAAGUACGCCAACGUCUGGAGGGACCCAGCCCCCAACUCCUCAGACCCCAACUCAGACAAUGCCUCCAGUCCCACAGCAAGGCAUGGGUCCAGGACCUGCUGUUCAACAGCAGCCUGGUGGGAUUCCACCUCAGAGUGGGCUGCCUCCUCAACACCCCCUUCACCACCAGUUUCAGCACAUGGCAGGUGGAGCUGGUGGAGGUGGGGGCUUAAUGAGCUCUCCCCAACAUCAGCAGCAGAUGCUUUCUCAAAUGCAGCAGCAGCAGCAGCAUAGUGGCCCAGGGACCAAUGCUCAGCAACUUCAGCAGCACCACAACAAUGUGUCUCCGUAUGCCAACAGACCUCCAGGUUCCUCGCCAAUCCAUCAGUCCCAGGGAAAACCAGUUCUUGGCCCUGCAACACCGCCACAGCCACAGCCUGGUGAUCGUGUAAUGCCUGGUAACAUUGGGGGACAGCAACCCCCUAAUCAACCGCAGGGCCAAGCUCCCAUCCCACAACAACAACAACAACAACAGAGUCAGGCUAGACCUCCGCCGGCAGCAGUAGAAAUUGCCAUGAAAAUCCAACAGGUGGCUGAUGCUCAGAGAAAGAUGGCUCUGCAGAGACAAGCUGCCCCAGGAAUUGCCCCUCCAUAUCCUCACCAUCAACCAGGUCAAGGUCAGCAGAUGGGCAUGGGACACCCAGGGCCAGUCGGGAUGGUCGGACCGCAGGGCAUGACACCGCAGGCUGCAGCAGCAGCGGCUGCUGCUCGAGCCCACAUGGAUCAACAACAGGGUGGCCCUCAAGGAAUGAUGGUUAAUGCUGGGGGUCCCAUGCAGCAACCACCUCAGCAGGGGGGGCUGCCCCAAGGCCAGCUUCCCCCUCAGGUCCAGCUUCAACAGCAGAGAAUGGGUGCCCCUAUUCAAAACCCACAGCAACAACAACAGCCGCAGCAGCAGCAGCAGUGGGCUGGACAGGGGAUGCCACCACAGCAGAGACAAGCUAUGAUGAACCAAAUGGGCCAUACAGCCAUGAUGGCAGCGCAGCAGCAACAACAACAGCAAAUUCAACAACAACAGCAAAUUCAACAACAACACCAAAUUCAACAGCAACAGCAAAUUCAACAACAACAGCAACAGCAACUUCAACAGCAACAGCAAAUUCAACAGCAACAACAAAUUCAACAGCAACAGCAUCAUCCACAAGCUCAAGGCCAUGCUGCCUUGUUGAACAUGGCACAACAACAACAGCAACAAGGGGCAGGUAUGCCAGGGGGCGCUGUCCCUGGACCCACUGGUAUCCCAGGGGCCGGUGCUGCUGGAAACAUCCCCCAGGCGGCGCUCCAGGAUCUGUUACGGACUCUACGGUCACCAAGCUCCCCCCACCAGCAGCAGCAGGUUCUUAACAUCCUGCGGUCUAAUCCGCAGCUCAUGGCUGCCUUCAUAAAGCAAAGGGCCUCAAAAUACAAGGGCGUGCAAGGAGCCCCUGGUGGUCCCGGUGCUGUACCAGGACCUCCUGGCCCAGGUGGAGGGCCCAUUGGUAAUGUUAUGGCAGGGGGAGGCCCACCAGUCACCAUAAAUCCUGCAGGGCCUGGUCAGCCAGGUAUGCAUAUGGGUGGUCAGGGAGGGACGAACGUUAACAUGUCCACAAUGGCCCAAUUACAGCAAGUUCAGCAGCAGCAGCUUCAGCAACAGCAGCAACUCCAACAGCAACAGCAGCUACAGCAGCAGCAACAACAGCAGCAGCAGCAGCAGAGACCAAUGCUUGGUGGUUUACAGCAGCAACAGCCACAGCAGCAGCAGGGGGCAGGAAGGGGGAUGCCAGGUCAGGGGCCACAGAUGGCCAAUCUUAAUCCUAACCAGUUAAGAGAGAUAUUCAUGAGGAGGCAUCUGCAGCAGCAGCAACAACAACAACAACAACAACAACAGCAACAACAGCAGCAGCAGCAACAACAGAUGGGAGUGAAUCAUGGUCAGUUCCAGCAACCACAGCCGCCACAAGGGCAGGGCUACAUGGGGCAGCCUGGGAUGCAGCCCCCUGCAGUGGGGCAGGGCCCACCUGGGGGCCCAUCGUUAGGUCCCCAGCAACCUGGUGGUCCACCAGGCCAGCAGGGGCAGGGUUACCCAGGACCUGUGUCCCAACAGCAGGCCACAGCUGCCCUGCAGCAUAGGCUCCAACACCAGCACCACCUCCAGAUGCAGCAGCAGCAGAACGCCAUGGCUGGCCUGCCAGGGGGUGAUCCAGGGCCACUGGGUCCUCAACAGCCCCCCCAGGGGCCACAGACCACUCAGGGUGGCCCCCCACCUACGUCCUCUCAGGCCCUGCUUCAACAGGCCAUCCAACAGAGGCUGCUUCAGCAGCAGCAGCUCGGUCCUGGUGGGUCACCGGCCCAACACAGCAAUCCCAUGAGCCCUCAGCCUCCGCAGCAGUUGUCCCAGUCGCCGCACCUGCAGGGCCAGGGGCUGCCCACAUCGCUAGCCAACCAGGUGCGAUCGCCACAGCCCUCUCCGAGACCCCAGUCGCAGCCGCCAAACUCCAGCCCGUCCCCACGCAUGCAGCCUCAGCCCUCUCCGCAUCACAUUUCUCCUCAGAUGCAGACGGGUUCUCCACACCCUGGUCACUUGAACCAGCACCUCCAAGGUGGUCUUGGGGUCCCUCCUCAACAGCCGCCAGGGCCAAACAGCCAACAGCAGCAAAACUCUAUGGACCAGUUUGGCUUGGACCAGAGCGGUAUGUUAUCUCAGCUGAGUGGCAUGGCCGGUCUACAUGGGCCGGGUGGAAACGGUCAGGACCCACUGGGCCAGAAUCUGAAUCACAACCCUUUAGACAUCAUGUAGGAUUUCUACUAAUGUGUCAGAGCUAAAAGGCUCAGUGGUUCUCCGCACAAACUGCACUCACCCAGGACAGUGUUAUUGUUGUUACUUAGCUUUUCAUUUUUUUACUGUUAUUAAAUGUUAUUUAAAAUGUUUUCAAUAAAGAUGCAUUGAACUGAACUUCCUAUGGGAGAUGAACAAUAAAUCAAGCAGUCGUUAAAUAAAGUAGAGUAAAUGAAUUGUAAGUUAUUGCUGUUAAUAUAUUUUUUUGCCAACGGUGGACAAAGGGGCGGGGCGGGGUUUUCUCCUGCGGCCUUCUCUCCUCCACACCUAACAUAACAGAAGAAAGGUGAUAUUUUUGGGGGGGUAGGAUUGGGGAGGGGCUCAUUAGAAGUUCUUGCCUUUUUAAAAAACUGUUUUUAAUGUUUUAAAUGUGGUUCAGAUUUAGGAGGAAGUGAAUUCAUGCAAAGACCUUUUCUAGGUUUUGUUUUCCAGAUCAUUCAGCCUGUUGUUUCUGUUAUAGCAGAAUGAUGUGGAUGAUUAUUAUUCUUAUUUUUUACUGAGAAUCCAAACCUGAUGCAUAUCCUUUUUUUAAUGUUUGGGUUUGAUUUAUUUAUUGUUUUUCUGUUUGAUUUUUUUUUUUUUUGUUUAUUUUUUGAGGGGGUUGGGGUGGGACAAGGAUGUCAUUUUCCCUAAGACUGCUUAAAUUCAUAUAGAAAUAUAUUUUUAUUAUUGACCUUGGACGGGGAGGUGGGGGUUAGUGUUUAUUUCAUUUCACUGUAGAUGUCUUUAGUUGGGUCUGUCCAGGUGUGGGGGAAAAUGAAAUGUCAGUGUUUAACUGCGGUGGUUGAAGGUCUGCUGUGACGUUGACAUGUACAACAGACAUAUUGUGACGUCUCGCCGACCAGCGUCUGUGUGGGACACCAGUCGUGCUGGACGACUCGCGAACAUGCAAUUCCUCUCCCUCGAAUGUGUGUGUACUCCUUCCUUUUAAAGACACUUCAUUUGGAGCAGAGGAGUCUUGGGGAGGGGGGUGCUAACCUGUGUGCCUGUAACUUUCUGUACCCGAGUUGGGACGUGGAUGAGAGUGGGUGGGGCGGGCUCUCCGUUUAGUGUUUUUAGGAUUCUGCUGUUUGGAGUAAACAGAUGAUUUUUGAUCCAAAUGAACUGUGUUGCACAGAAAUGAGGAGUAAGGAGACCCGAGGAGUCCGUCGUCUCCUCCUCCAGCCUCCUCAUCCCCUUUGCUGCUUCCUUUGGACUUUAAAAUCUCCCCCUCCUCCUUUAGAGAACAUUGAUCCCCUUUCUUCUCAACUCCGACUUUAUGAAUUUUGGGAUUUUAAUUUAAUAUUUUUUACUGUACAAAGAAACACAAACUGUGGACUCAAAUACUGUUUUUAUAAUAAAAUGAAAAUUACCAAUAGUGA